Molecule: messenger RNA, 5055 nt
Organism: [Candida] anglica
Lineage: Eukaryota; Fungi; Ascomycota; Pichiomycetes; Serinales; Debaryomycetaceae
Source: the annotation of a GenBank genome assembly
AUGAGAUUACUUCCAUUAGCCCUAGUUGCUCCACUUCUUGUAGAAGUGGCUACAGCUAUCGUUUAUGAUUCUGACGUGGUACUCCAGAACUCAAAGUUUCCUGAUGAUGAAAGUAUCGAAGUAUCCAAAAACGGGUACUUACUUAUGAUCAACAGUGAACCGUUGGUGCUACCAGAAAACUUUAACAAUAAAGGAAAGGUAUACAUAGUGAACAACGAUACUUCUGCAACCUUGGAUAUCUCAUCCAAAGGUGGUAAUGGAAUCUUAGACAAUUCAGGACAAUUCGCCAUCUCUUCAACUGAAGGAGAGACGUCAGAAAUAAGCCUCGAAGUCGACUCAUUCCAUAACAGUGGGAAAUUUUGGGUAGAAUUGUUAGGAAACAAGAAGGUAGAUCAACAGCUACUGAUUAGAACUACUACGAAGUUUCAGAACGAGUGGGGUGCUCUUUUAUCGUUCAGUGGUAAGAAUGGAGACGAAGUCACCUUCUCGGGGGCAAAUCAAGUGAACCAUGGGCAAAUUUGUUUGUUAAAUAUGAAUGCUAACAACGUUAACAAUGCCUUCAGAGGGGUUGGAUGUGUAGAAAUUGGAGAGAAUUCCCAGUUCACAGCUGUGACAGACCCUGAAAACACCGUCUACCUCUCUAGCGGGACUUCGGUACUUCAUUUAGUUACAAGUUGUAAUGCAUCAGUUUCAGGUUUUGGAAAUGGGAAUUCAAUAUGGCUUAAAGUUUCUCUUGAUGACUUUAGGGGUCUUAAAUAUUCAGGUGAUAACCUUAUUUUCACUUCACAUAUAUUCAAUUAUGUCUUGACUAUUGGUUCAGGGUACGAUCAAUCCAAAAUGAAGACCGAUGUAAAUUUAGCAGCAAAUUCUGACUAUGUUCUUACUAUUUCAUAUCCCGAACCUCCUCCCGAAGGAAGCAAACAACAUAGGAACUGUGCCCCUUGUAUUAAAGAGCCACGACCCCCACAACCGCACCCCACAAGUUCGGCCACAACGAGUAGUAAGCACAGCAGUUCCACUGAAGCGAAAUCAUCCACUAUUUCAUCCACCCGAUCUUCCCUCGACUCAACAUCAGCAUCCAGUCACCCACAAUCUCGAUCAACUACAUCAGGUACAACCAGUUCUGACAAUUCGUCAGCUUCUACUGCAUCAGGAUCUACCACCUCUGGUGACAACUCCUCAUCUUCUACUGGUUCGGGAUCUGCCACUUCCGGUGACAACUCCUCAGCUUCUACCGCUUCGGGAUCUACCACUUCUGGUGACAACUCCUCAGCUUCUACCACUUCGGGAUCUGCCACUUCUGGUGACAGUUCGUCAGUGCCAACCAACUCUGGCUCUACCACUUCAGGAUCCACCACUUCUGGCGACAACUCCUCAGCUUCUACUGGUUCAGGAUCUGCCACUUCCGGUGACAACUCCUCAUCUUCUACUGUUUCGGGAUCUGCCACUUCUGGUGACAACUCCUCAUCUUCUACUGGUUCAGGAUCUGCCACCUCUGGUGAGAAUUCGUCAGUUCCAACCAACUCUGGUUCUACCACUUCGGGAUCUACCACUUCUGGUGAUACCUCCUCAGCUUCUACUGGCUCAGGAUCUACCACUUCCGGUGACAAUUCGUCAGUGCCAACCAACUCUGGCUCUACCACUUCAGGAUCUACAACUUCUGGCGACAACUCCUCAGCUUCUACUGGUUCAGGAUCUACCACUUCUGGCGACAACUCCUCAGCUUCUACUGGUUCAGGAUCUACCACUUCUGGCGACAAUUCGUCAGUUCCAACAAACUCCGGUUCUACCACUUCAGGAUCUGCCACUUCCGGUGAGAAUUCGUCAGUUCCAACAAACUCUGGUUCUACCACUUCGGGAUCUACCACCUCUGGUGACAACUCCUCAGCUUCUACUGGUUCAGGAUCUGCCACUUCCGGUGACAACUCCUCAUCUUCUACUGUUUCGGGAUCUGCCACCUCUGGUGACAACUCCUCAGCUUCUACUGGUUCAGGAUCUACCACUUCUGGUGACAACUCCUCAGCUUCUACCACUUCGGAAUCUGCCACUUCUGGUGACAGUUCGUCAGUUCCAACCAACUCUGGUUCUACCACCUCCGGAUCUGCCACUUCUGGUGAUAACUCCUCAGCUUCUACUGGUUCAGGAUCUACCACUUCUGGUGACAACUCCUCAGCUUCUAUCACUUCGGGAUCUGCCACUUCUGGCGACAACUCCUCAGCUUCUACUAGUUCUGGAUCUGCCACUUCUGGCGACAAUUCGUCAGUUCCAACCAACUCUGGUUCUACCGCUUCGGGAUCUACCACUUCUGGUGACAACUCCUCAGCUUCUAUCACUUCGGGAUCUGCCACUUCUGGUGACAACUCCUCAGCUUCUAUCACUUCGGGAUCUGCCACCUCUGGUGACAGUUCGUCAGUUCCAACCAACUCUGGUUCUACCACCUCCGGAUCUGCCACUUCUGGUGAUAACUCCUCAGCUUCUACUGGUUCAGGAUCUGCCACUUCUAGCGACAAUUCGUCGGCUGCUAUUAGUUCCGGAUCUGCCACUUCUAGCGACAAUUCGUCGGCUGCUAUUAGUUCCGGAUCUGCCACUUCUAGCGACAAUUCGUCGGCUUCUACUAGUUCUGGAUCUGCCACUUCUAGCGACAAUUCGUCGGCUUCUACUAGUUCUGGAUCUGCCACUUCUGGUGACAACUCGUCGGCUUCUACUAGUUCUGGAUCUGCCACUUCUGGCGACAAUUCGUCAGUUCCAACCAACUCCGGUUCUACCUCCUCUGGAUCUGCCACUUCUGGUGACAACUCCUCAGCUUCUAUCACUUCGGGAUCUGCCACCUCUGGUGACAGUUCGUCAGUUCCAACCAACUCUGGUUCUACCACCUCCGGAUCUGCCACUUCUGGUGAUAACUCCUCAGCUUCUACUGGUUCAGGAUCUGCCACUUCUAGCGACAAUUCGUCGGCUGCUAUUAGUUCCGGAUCUGCCACUUCUAGCGACAAUUCGUCGGCUGCUAUUAGUUCCGGAUCUGCCACUUCUGGUGACAAUUCGUCGGCUGCUACUAGUUCUGGAUCUGCCACUUCUGGUGACGACUCGUCGGCUGCUACUAGUUCUGGAUCUGCCACUUCUGGUGACGACUCGUCGGUUUCUGCUAGUUCUGGAUCUGGUACUUCUGGUGACGACUCGUCGGUUUCUACUAGCUCAGGAUCUGCCACUUCUGGUGACAAUUCGUCACUUCCAACCAACUCUGGUUCUACCACUUCGGGAUCUGCCACUUCUGGUGACAACUCCUCGGCUUCUACUAGUUCUGGAUCUGCCACUUCUGGUGACAACUCGUCGGAUUCUACUAGUUCUGGAUCUGGUACUUCUGGUGACGACUCGUCGGUUUCUACUAGCUCAGGAUCUGCCAUUUCUGGUGACAAUUCGUCAGUUCCAACCAAGUCCGGUUCUACCACUUCGGGAUUUGCCACCUCUGGUGACAGUUCAAUUGUUCCAUCCAACUCUGAAUCUGUUACAUCGGCAAGUUCAAAGUCAGAAAACAUCAGAUCUUCGUCAAUCAAUCCACCAUCAUCGAACACAGGUACAUCUGAUCAGUCUUUGUCGUUCUCUACAGUAACUCCAAACCCCGAGUCUUCAAUUAUUCCUUCAAAUGCUCAAUCUAGCAGUGGGGUUUCUUCAUUCUCUUGGUCAAAUUCUACAUAUGGUCCUACCACUUCCUUAACAUGGACUAGCGCUACCACCACUGUCCCCUCGUCUAGUUCAAGUCAAUCGAUAUUAUCAUCCACCAUUAGUUCGUCGCAAACUUUGUCAACACAGUCUACACCAAGGUCGGAGACCUCGAAUGACAAUUCAUCGUUUCCAACCGGUCCAGGAUCUAUGACGAGUGAUACUCAGGACACAACGACGUCAAAGCAACUGAGUACUUCCCUUAUUCCUGACUCCACUUCUACUUCAGCGAGAACGUCUGAUUCAAGUAGUUCUUCAACGGCUACGGGUAGUACACCUAAACCAUCUGGUUGUACACCUGGUGGCACCCCUACUAAUACUCUUAGAGGCCGCUUUUAUCCUUACAAUUUUGGGGAUGAUUCCACUUAUAAAUCCGCCAAGUACAUGUCAAGCGGAUAUAUGAAUGAUGAGGAAUUACACUCCAUGGAGAUCCACGACUUGAAUUUCUUUUAUGAAGGGCCCGAGAUUGAUAAGGAUCAACCGGAAAUUGGCGAAGUUCUUGGGUUCACAACAACUAUCACCAAUUUCACGUUGGAAAUCGCUGGAUAUUUCCUUUCCGAGGAGCCAGGAGUAUACUCCUUCAGUUUGAACAAUAUAGAUGAUUCAGCCAUGUUACUUCUUGGAAGUGACUCGGCCUUUUCGUGUGAAAAUAAGAUGAAGAGAAGUAUACUUGGAAAUACUGACUCACUGGAGUUGUUUGUUUACAAAGAAGGGAACGAACAGCCUCAAAGUGGAAGUAAGGAUGUAUCCUUAAGUGGCAGCACUUACUAUCCGAUUAGAAUAGUAUAUACCAACGCCAAGGGUUCAGGAUCAUUUGCAUUUAGCGUAACCAAUCCGAAAGGAGUCACUGAGCCAAUAGACUCUCAUGUAUUCGUUUUCCAAGAAGAUGAGUUCACCAGUACGGCACUCAGUAGUUUAGGGCUGUCCACCCUUGCAAGAACAAGUACCAAGACAGAAAAAUCCACCACUGUUAUUACAGUGACUUCUUGUUCAGACAACAAAUGUACAGAGGUUCCUGUCACUACUGGUCAAACGGUGGUUGAAACAACCGUGGAUGGAACCGUGACAUCAUACACCACUUACUGUCCACUUCCGAGCGAGCUGACACCCUUGACACUUCAAGUUCCAUCCACCGCUGUGGUUGGCACUGGUUCUUGUUCCUCAGACCAUUGUACCGAGAGUAAAGGUGCUAAACCAACUAAAGCUUCUACAAGUUACACAUGGCCAAGUUCUGGCGUACCUUCGAUCUCGACAGUCAGUUCUGAUUAUGUCGGUGGGUCAGCCACCUUCAACUAUUCUUUUGGCUCGGUGAUAAUUGCCUUAUUAUCUUAUUUGAUGUGA